CACAUCGCUGCACCGGCACUCGGUGUUUCCUCUCUUUUCUCCCUCCUUUCUCUACAUGGCACCGAAGCAGCCCUGCGCGAAAUACCAAUACGUCGUCACUUCCUCGGGGCCCAAGAUCGUACCUGUCCCAGAUGCCUAUUCUAAGGACGAGGAGGCUCCCGCCGACUACAACACUGGAGGUUAUCUCCAGGUGAAGAUUCGCGAUACUUUCAAGGACGGAAGAUACCUCGUCCUUCGCAAGUUAGGCUGGGGACACUUUUCGACUGUAUGGCUCGUCAAGGACAAUCAUACCCGCAAACACUCUGCUUUGAAGGUGGUUAAGUCGGCAGGCCGCUAUGCGGAGACUGCCCGCGACGAAAUCAAACUAUUGCGCCAAGUAAUGGACGCAAACAUAUCGCAUCCAGGGCGUCAUCACGUUGUCUCCUUCCUCGACCACUUCGAGCACCCGACUCCCGAUGACAACCACAUAUGCCUCGUGUUCGAGCCAUUAGGCGAGAACCUCCUUGCGCUCAUCGAGCGCCACAAGAAGACUGGCGUCGCUGUUGACCUGGUCAGGGUCAUCGCGAAGCAGCUGCUUCUUGGGCUGCAAUAUCUCCACGACGAAUGUGAUUUAGUCCAUACCGACAUAAAGCCGGAGAAUAUACUUAUCUCGAUACCGGACGUAGAGGCUCACAUCCAGGAUGAGCUGUCACGUUCCCCUUCACCCACAUCCAGGAAGGUAGUCGUCCCUCCUAAGCAACUCACACGAGCCUCAGUUGCGAUACCACGCCACAAGAGCACUCGUGAGCGUCAAGUCGAGAUCUUUGACUCGCAGCCACUCUCCAGCCCAUCCUCCUAUAGUUGUCCCAACUCCCCCGCACGCCUGAGCUAUAUCACUCGUGUCGCUUCCGCACAGAGCGCAUCCGCGUCGAUACCAUCCUCGUUUAGGAGAAUGAACGACGUCCGAAGAAAGAGCGUAACCAAGCUCGCUCUAACCACCGGCCCCUUCGCUGAGUCGACCUCAUCGACGCCAGACGGUUCAGACUCGAGCAGGAGUGGAUGCUCUAGCUCGGCCUACGACUCUGUCAUGGUAUCCUCGAGCGUGGCGACGUCACUGAGCAACGAUACCCCUCCUACAUCGGUCGCGAGCGUCGCCAGCGCCGUCGAUAAGAUGAGAUUCACCUCCGCCGAGAAGGCGAAGGAGGACAACUGCACCUGCACAUGCGGUGUCGAGUCGGCCGCAGAAGACGAUGAACGGCGUCCAGAGCGUCCCACACGGCCCGCCGCUGGUCCAUCGUUACUCACCCAGACCGCACCUCGCGACCUAGCAACCUCGACCUCAUCCAUAUGUUCACAACAUUCCACCUCCUCUCGUCCAUCUGCCGACGCUCACUCCGUAUGCUCACAAGACCCUACCCCCAUGCCUCCUCCACUUCCCAUCUCGAUCAAGAUCGCGGACCUCGGGAAUGCGACCCCCACUCACAAGCACUUCACCGAGGAUAUCCAGACAAGACAGUACCGUUCGCCCGAGGCGAUCGUCGGCCGGACAGACUGGGGCGCGACGGCGGACAUCUGGUCCGUCGCCUGCGUCGUGUUCGAGCUACUCACCGCGGAGUACCUCUUCGACCCACAGAGCCAGGGCGACCUGUUCGGCAAGGACGACGACCACAUCGCGCAGAUCAUCGAGCUGCUGGGCGAGUACGGCGAGACGAAGUGGAACGGGAGGUUUAGCCGGGACCUGUUCGACAGCUCAGGUUCAUUACGCUACAUCCGGAGCUUGAAGCCAUGGCCAUUGAAACGUGUGAUGGUCGAGAAAUACCUCUGGUCGGAGAAGGACGCGGAGGCGCUCUGCUCGUUCCUCGAACCGAUGCUCACCAUCGACCAUCGCGAGCGCAAGCACGCGCGAGACAUGGUCGACCACCCAUGGCUUGAAGUCGAUCCGCUCAGCGAGGAUCUGUGGGGCUGGUAAGCGCCUCGGGCCUGAUCGGCUUGAGGCCCUUGGCGCUUGGGGCGCGAGCACACGUUCGCGCAGGGGAGCGAGGAUGUGGUCAACUGAGCGGCAAGUACUGAUGGGUGUUAGGCCGGGGUACUUAUGCUCGUCGGGCACCCAGCGCUGGGCGGAAGUGACGAGCGAUGGUGUGGGAUGUCGGGAGAUGGCGUGACGCAUCGUGCGUGACGUGCUACUCGUGCGUGGUGAUGUGGUCGCUUGUGGUCGUCGACGGGGCUGCUUGUUUUCAUUUCCACCCAACUCUUCCUGUUCAUCACCCAGGACGGUGUGCCCCACCUGCUCUUCUGUCGUUCGGAGCUUGCUUGACCUUUAUUCUAUUCGGUCUGGUGGUGAUGUGCGAUCACGCGUUCUCACCGCUGUCUUUUCAUUGAACCCUUUGCUUUAUGCUGGCACACGCCCCAUCCCCGUCCUUGCUUCUGGUUUCUGUCUCGAUCCUAGUUUUUAUCCUGGGUUUCCUUUGCGUUCGGUUCACGUGCACAUCGAUCCUAGAGACUUAGACUGCCACCCAUGCAUCACCACUUCCGUCCUUUUACUGAAUGCGUCACCUCCCCUAGUUCUAAUCCGCGCUUACCCAUCCCAAUGCGAAACACCUAAUACUGCAACCCUUGCAACCUCAUCCUACAUCCAUGCAUCCUACAUCCCCAACCGCGCUGACCUUCCCGCAUAUCAUUAUAGGGCCGUACAUAUGCGUCUU
This is a messenger RNA of Dichomitus squalens LYAD-421 SS1, 2681 nucleotides long. Its product is annotated as kinase-like protein. The record is from RefSeq and is a predicted model, not a curated record. Gene Ontology annotation, molecular function: protein kinase activity; ATP binding. The transcript has 5 exons. NCBI's taxonomy places the organism in Eukaryota, Fungi, Basidiomycota, Agaricomycetes, Polyporales, Polyporaceae. Gene Ontology annotation, biological process: regulation of mRNA processing; protein phosphorylation; spliceosomal complex assembly. Bases 56 to 1948 code for a protein of 630 amino acids.